Molecule: messenger RNA, 811 nt
Organism: Mastomys coucha (southern multimammate mouse)
Lineage: Eukaryota; Metazoa; Chordata; Mammalia; Rodentia; Muridae
Product: tumor necrosis factor receptor superfamily member 22-like
Exons: 6
Coding region: 184-741 (185 amino acids)
Biological process (GO): activation-induced cell death of T cells; negative regulation of apoptotic process; motor neuron apoptotic process
Cellular component (GO): CD95 death-inducing signaling complex; membrane raft; external side of plasma membrane
Molecular function (GO): protein binding; tumor necrosis factor receptor activity
Source: RefSeq, a predicted model, not a curated record
GGGCACCGGGGAUGAGCGCCGCGGGCCGAGGCUGAGUGCUUGGGGGUGGGGACCCAGGCAGCCCGGCCACCGCCGGGCGGCGGCCGCACCUUUGAGGGUGGAGACGGGGACGGGGCGGGGACUGAGACGGGGAAAAGGGGCGGCCGGAGCCUUAAAAAGCGGGGACUGGGGCGGCGCGGCCGGAUGAGCUUGCACACAGCCAUGGUCUGCGGGUCUGUCUCCUGUCUAACUUGCUGGUUCCCUUUGCUGCUGCAGCUGAAUAUGCUCUUUCAAGUAAAUUCCCACAACUGUUCCCCUGAUGAAUACCAGUCUGAAAACAUCUGUUGCAAGAACUGUCCUGCAGGUACAUUUGCCAAGAAGCCCUGCACGACUCCUGGUACCCAAGGACAAUGUGAGAUGUGUGACCCAGGAACAUUCACAGAGAAAGAUAAUGGCCUGUACCAUUGUAUACCUUGUUCCUCCUGUGAUAAAAACCAGGAAAUGGUGACCAACUGCUCUGCCACCAGUAACCAGAAAUGCCAGUGCCAAACACUUCAUUACUCUGACCCAGAAUCUCCAGAAUCGUGCCUCCCAUGUACCAAAUGUCCCCAAGGAAUGUCUGUCCUCCGGGAAUGCAACUCCACAGCUAACACAGUGUGCAGUCCACCUGCUUCAAAUCCCAGAAGCCGGCUAUUCCUACUAUUACCACUUAUAAGCGUGCUAUUUUUGGCCAUUGUUGGCUACUAUUGGCUAAGAAGAUAAAGUUCUACAGAUGUUGUCUUAGCCAUCAUUUUAUUGCUAUGAAGAGACAUGGAGGCAACUCUUUUUGGUU